Porites evermanni is the source of this 6066-nucleotide messenger RNA. The record is from the annotation of a GenBank genome assembly. NCBI's taxonomy places the organism in Eukaryota, Metazoa, Cnidaria, Anthozoa, Scleractinia, Poritidae.
AUGUAUGUACCUUCUUUUCAGGAAUGCGAUUUCACUAAAAAGAGGAGCGAUACAUACCUCCGUGUUGUUUACAUGGGAAACACGCGCAUUACAGGAUGCUCAAGCUGCUGUAGGAGGUGGUACUUCACUUUCAACGACGUAGAGUGUCGCGCACCCGCCACUAUUGAUGGUCUGGUGUAUCAAAGUACCAAUAUUAACAUCCAUCGCUCGUCCAAUAUUGAAGGGUACUGUGGUGGAAUAGCUUCUGGAAAGGUCCGAGUUGGUUUUCACGUUGGGAAUUGCAAGGCUUAUCCUAAAUCUGCUGAUGCACUAACAAGCUGGAAUGCAAUAAGCAGAAUCAUCAUUGAAGAAGUUGAACCUCCGGUUCUUUAAGUGUCUUCUUCUCGCCGAAACUAUUUUUUUUCGUAUGUUUUUAGAACAGAGUUAAUUCUGAAAUAUCAAUAAUAUAGUAACCAUGCUUCUUAAGAAUAUUAACAAGGAAAGAGUGGAGUUUGUUUGUUUGUUUGUUUUUUAAAAUUUUGAUAUACCCUUUUUAUGUAUUAGUUUUUUGGCGCUCUCGUAAUGAUGCUAGUAUCUCAUUCCAAAUCUUAGCUCUUCUUCUUGAAAAAGCUCUCUUUUAAAUUUCUAGUUUAGUUUGUUAAUAUAAAAGUUAUUCGAUGACUGAUGAGGAAGAGCGAGCGUUUAUAAGAAAAAGGUACCGGUAGUGUCGCUAAGAAGGUUUAAAAUAUUAUACGAUUAAAAAAUAGGCUGCUUUAAAAACGAGCGGAUUUGUGAUAAAGAAAAUCUAGUGCUCAAGAAGGAUUUACUCGCAAUGCCUCUUACUGUAAGUCUAUAAGUUAUAUAGGGCAAUAUUAAGGAUGGAUAGAUGCACAGUAGAGUAUAGUAUUUGGUGGCGAAAAGUGCCCAAGUUUUGCAAUAAUGCCAACAGAUCUAGUUAUUUUUACCGCAAUGUGUAUAUGAUAUUUCCAGCUUAAGUUGCAGUCUAUACGCCACCAAGAUAUUUCACAUUCACGGUUAACUAGUUCUCUCAGUUCAUUAUGAAUCAUAUAUCACAAAUUUUGGUUGAAGCACUAGUCUCUUUUAAUAAGGUUGGAAAAUAACAGAAUAAGAGUUAAUCUGUUCGCUGUGAGCCGGUUAACAAUGUAUGUGCCUUACAAAGUUCACAGACAACGCCGAUUUCAAGAAAUUCAUUGUCUUUAUCAGCAUAGGGUAUAUUUGUAUAAUCUGCUAAGAGGUAUAAAUUUAAUUUAUCCAAGUAGCGCUGUGUGUCGUUUACGUAAAAUUAAAAAGCAGUGGUUCUAGGGCAGAACCCUGAGGCACAGCACUGGGACACAGGUAAUUGCAGCCUUGUUAGAAAUAUGAAAUUUAAUUUCUGUUGUUUACAUUCGGUUAUUUACAUUUUUUAAUAAGAGGAAAACCAAUCAGUAAUUAUUCCACGUAAGUCAGAAUGGUCCAAUUUGUACUCCUUGGAGAACAGAAACGUUUAAAUGUGUCAUAAGAGGCUGGUUUAUAAUGUCACUUACCUAGUUUCGACUCAUCUUUUCCCUCCCUGAUAGUUUAUUUUUCCAGAGUGAGAGCGAAUGACUUAAAAUAAUACCUUUUCUGAAUAGAAAAAAUGCGAAUUUUGAACAAUAUAGCUAUCAAAAAAUUGGUUACCAUCCUAACGUCAACGCUGACGUGCACUUGACGUCGGACUUAAAACAUUCCCAGAUGAAUUUUAUGAAGUCGACAAGUUUAGCGGUCAUAGCUUGAACGGUUUUUUUAUUCAACUUUUUCGUAAGGGGUGCCUCGAAAGCCCUCCCGGUCUGAACAGGGUUAAGUAAUUGGAAUCAAAAGAAAAUAGCCCUUGAAAGAAUUGGAAUAACGCAAGCUAGCAUGCAAUGCACGAUCGAGUUCUCUUCGUUUUGUCACCCUGGUAACCACCUCAUUUGGAGCUAUUUCUACUCUUCCCAAUCCUCCUCUCAUUUCAAAAUCAGAGAAGGUCGUACCAGCAAUACGAAAAAAAGUUUUCACUAAGUUGAAAAUUACGCAAGCUUCCCAAGCUAACUGUAAGCCUUCGUAUCGUCUCAAGAGAUCAAGGUUGUUCUUACGGUUCGUACAGAGUCUUGAAUUCUUGAAAAAGUCUUGAAAUUUGACUAGAAAUUUUCCAAAACUAGAUAAAGUCUACAUUUAGAGAAAACGUGUGGAAAAAAUGGUAAAAAGUUGGAGUUUUUAUUUAAAGCUACAACAAAUGCUUUAUGAGUGACAUUUUUUUCCUUUUGGUCAAAUCUUAUUCAAUUCGGUCUAAUGUGUGCAUAGUACCAAGAAAAAGCUUUUUUUCUGCUUUUUUAAAAGUCUCUAUUGAUCACCUAUUUGAUAACAUUGAGUCUGGAAAAAGAAAUUAUUGUUUUGGAACAAAAGUCUUGAAAUUUAGUUCCAAAAAUCUCUACGAACCCUGGGUUCUAUUAUGACUAUUAAAAGUUGCCAUAACUACCAAACUGUCGGCCUUGGCUAAUUCUGAGCCCUCAAGGCAUGGCCCCAUUUCUUGACGAGCCCUGAAUUAUUUGAUUGCUGCCACAAGUACCAAACAUUAAAGCCCUUUUGAAGGCCUCUUUGAACUGCGAAUUCAUUAUCCCGUAUAUCAAUGGAUUUACUAAACUGCUUGUAAACAUAAGGUAAACAGCUGCCGUACAAACCUCCCUAGGGAUAACGCACCCAGCGGUCUCAAAAAUCACAGCAACAGAAAUUGGUGCCCAUGUCAACAGAAAUACACAAACGACGGUAAAACAGGUUUUCAAGAGUCUUAUAUCAGUUUCAGGACGUGCCGAUGAGGCCGCGCAAUCUUGAAUGCCGUGGGCAUUUAUAUUUCGACUGCUUUCUUUAAGAGUCUUACAAAUCUUGUAGUAGCAGUAUAAGAUUGAAACUGUUGUCCCGUUGAUCACUACGCCCACGGUAACUAUGGUAUAUGAAAUAUUCUCGAUUUUCCAAUUAGAAGAACAGACCGAACAUGAAGGGUUGUAUAUCAUCAUACCCCAGCCGUACAAUGGCGGUGUUGCAAGAAGAAUAGAAGCUAUCCAUGCGAUGGCACAGUACAAUCGUGCCAUUCUCUUGCUAGAGUAAACCUUGUUGUACAGCGCUGGUUUGACGACUCAGAAAUAUCGGUUAAAGGCGAUAAGUCCCAUAGUCAGGAUAGAAGCAUUUCCCAACGUAGACUGAAUUACAGCUUGAACCUCGCACCACUUCUCGCUAAAAAUCCAAGUUCCUGUAUACAGGCUUGUUACCCAAAAGGGCAUGUGCAGCUAUGCCAUGGAAAUGUCAGUCAAUGCCAAGUUGUGUAUGAAUACAUUCGUUAAGCUCUUGAGUCUGGAGUCUUUAUGGACAACAUAAACGACUAAUAAAUUGCCGAGGAAGGAGGUGAGGCAAAUGAGAAUGAUUAUCACUUUCGGUCAAACGAAAUGUAUUUUUGUAACUACUAAGGUGAAGGCUUUAAUAUCCCAGAAUAUAAGAGAAAUUAAUUUUUUGAUCCAAAAUCACUGGUCGGUUUUUACGGAGACACGCUCUUAAAAGCUAAAACCUUACGGGUAAGCUAAAAGGAUAUCUGUUUCAAAAAAACAAAACUAUGGGAAGAGCUGGUCGUCCUAACGGCAAAAUUUAAAAAGCCACGAAGCAAAAAGAAGAAACAAGAAGUAAUCAAGAAAAUGGUAUAUUGUGUCAAAAUGUCAAUACUCGAAUCCUUUUUAUAUAAUUUUAUUCUUAUUAUUAUUCUUUUUCUCUAGUGUGUAUCUGUAGUGUGGAGUUUAAACUGCUCAGUAUUAUCGUCUGUACGAAACGCAUUGUUCAACUGCGUGCAGGUUUUUGUACUCCCGCACAGUUGUUAUCGAAGAUAAUGUAACUUAAAUUUAAAAAUAAACUUUACCGAGUCAUCUUUGUUCAAACCGGAUUAACUUCCUUAAAAUGCACAUGGACUGUGUGCAGAACGCUAAGCCCCGUCCUGAUAAGUAAUUAUCCACUGACUGAGUCGUUUGGUUUACUUCAAAUACACAAGAUUUUGCAUCCGCUCUGUUAGAAAAUUUCAACUGCAACUAGGUGUGAUAACAUCACUGUUAACUUUAUCGCAAGCUUUCGAUAAUCACGUCUAUUUGAAUAAAAGGUAUUCAUCAAAAUGUUUAAAGGACACUGAAAAUUACAAUAAAAUGGCUUCGGGGAGUUUGAGAAUAUCUCUGUUUAUAUUACAUGUAAAUUAUAAACUCGGUCACCAAGCACUCUUCUCAUCAAUGUAAUUAUGGUUAGGAUGGCUGUUUUUCUUAGUAAUAAUGAGCAGAUCUUCCUUUUGUUGUUUGAAAUAAUGAUCUCUCAAGUAUUUAAGCCCUCAGGAACUUUACAAUGUUAAAAAUGUUCCUUAAAUUCGGCAAACUCAGCCGCAGUUUUCUCAUAUUUGUUUGUCCUCUCGGCGAGAAUUCCCCGCAUGAGCCUCGCAUUCAUGAUCAAGGCCUACUCGUCCCAGGACUGUCGGAGAAUACGAAUACUGUCUAUUGGGCGCGAGAUGGGCUGAAGGUUGUGAUGGUUUUUAUGCCGUUAUGUGUUUAAUAAGUAGUUAUGUAUUAAGGUAUUUAUGUAUUUUCUUUUAUUGGCUUUCCUCUUUCUAAGAUAUUGAGAUAGUUUAGCUUAGCUUACGGCUUUACCUUGAAUUCAGUUUCCCAACUUGCACCCUUUUUUGCUGUUACUUAUUAUGACCUCGGAUAAGCUAAUAAUUAGCACCAUCAUCAUGAUUGCCAUCGUCAUCAGUAUAAUCUAGAAUGAUCCUCUCUUGUCAAGAAACAACUAUAAUGAGACCCCGCCUUAACAGCCACCUCGGUAAUACGGUCAGCUGUUAAUACGGCCAACGGCCACGUUUUUUAAAAAUCCGAAACAAUAGACAAUUUCAUCCCGUUAAUACGGCCACUCGUUAGAAAUCUACAAAAUUAAAAUGCCCGUUACAUGUCAAUUUCAUUGACCCCAGUAACCUGAGACUAUUCUUGUAUUGUUUUUUGACUACAGUCAGUGGCGCCCACUUAUUUUUAGACCAAACUGAGGCCCAAAGGUCUAGAUCCGCCACUGACAGUACACUUGAAAAGCAUUUGUGGCGGCUUAUUAAAACCCGAUUUUUAAAUUGCUCUAUGUACUGAAGGAAAGUUGUAAGUAGUUUAUACAAUUACUGUACCCGAACUCUACAUUCGCCUUGUUUAUUGGAGAAAACAGUGCCUCAAGAAGUGCGAAUGCGGUGUAUGGUGUAUUUGUCGUAUACAGGCCCAAAAGUCUUCAAAAUUUAACUCUGUCCCAGUCAUACCGCCACACCUUUACAGCUAGCUGUUCCGCAUAACACACGACCUGUGAUGUCAAACACGUCUUUGGGUUUGGGGUUUUUCUGCGACGUCAAUCGGUAAAAUGUAGAGGCUCGGAGCCUAACUUUUCCCGCUCUGUGCAUUGUCGAUCGGAAGGAUUUGUUCUUUGAUGUUCUGUUGUGUGAUGCAAACUUUCCACGUUUUACAAUGUAGCUCUCAGUUUUAUUUUCUUUUUUAUCAUUAUUAUCUUCUUACUUAAACAUGGCAAGUUUAGACUCUCAAGGUGGAGAAAACUGCAAAAAUGGUUCCUGUAGAGCUUCCAAAUCAAGAAGAUACACUGAUAUGGGUUGGUACGUUUAACGACGACUUACAUACUCUGAUAAUGAAAUCUGAUAUGUAUGUACCUUCUUUUCAGGAAUGCGAUUUCACUAAAAAGAGGAGCGAUACAUACCUCCGUGUUGUUUACAUGGGAAACACGCGCAUUACAGGAUGCUCAAGCUGCUGUAAGAGGUGGUACUUCACUUUCAACGACGUAGAGUGUCGCGCACCCGCCACUAUUGAUGGUCUGGUGUAUCAAAGUACCAAUAUUAACAUCCAUCGCUCGGCCAAUAUUGAAGGGUACUGUGGUGGAAUAGCUUCUGGAAAGGUCCGAGUUGGUUUUCACGUUGGGAAUUGCAAGGCUUAUCCUAAAUCUGUUGAUGCACUAACAAGCUGGAAUGCAAUAAGCAGAAUCAUCAUUGAAGAAGUUGAACCUCCGGUUCUUUAA